Messenger RNA from Apiotrichum porosum, 873 nucleotides. RefSeq lists its product as uncharacterized. Gene Ontology annotation, cellular component: mitochondrion. Lineage: Eukaryota; Fungi; Basidiomycota; Tremellomycetes; Trichosporonales; Trichosporonaceae. The record is from RefSeq and is a predicted model, not a curated record. The transcript has 2 exons. The coding region runs from base 1 to 873 and encodes 290 amino acids.
AUGCUCAGCAGCAUUCUCUCACAGCCUACAACAUCCCGUGCAGGUGCUGCACUCGCUUGCGGUGUGUACAUUCUUACCAUCAGACUCCCUUACCCAUCAAUUACUGACGACACAGCUCUCCGCACGCCUGGACCUACUCGCUAUGCUCCCAUGGCAUUCGCCGCCGCUGCCCGGCACCAGCGCCAGCACCGCGCACGAUCCCUGCACACCACCAGUCCCAUGUCUGCCAGCCACUUUGACACGCAGCUCUUUGUCGAGCGGCUCCAGCAGCACGGCAUGACGCGCGAACAGGCCGAAGGCGUCAUGACCGUCUUGGCGGACGCGGUCGAUGAGAGUAUCCGGAGUAUGGAGGGUGGCCUGGUCAGCAAGGCCGAGCAGGAGAAGCAACGCUACACCCAGAACGUCGACUUUGCGCAGCUCAAAUCCGAGCUCCAGCUACACGAGAAGAACGACUUGACGCUCAUGAAGGCCGAGAAUGACCGUCUCAUGGCCGACGUGGAGAAGCUCAAGCAACGCCUCCGAGAGGAAAUCACACGCACACAGGCCGGUGUGCGUCUCGACUUGAACCUGGAAAAGGGGCGCAUUCGCGACGAGUCGGCGCAGCAGGAGCUCAAGAUCAAAGAGGUGGAUACCCGUAUCGAGUCGGAGAUUGCCGGUCUGCGUACCCAGAUCGAGCAGGCAAAGUUCUCGAUCCUCCAGUACCUCGUCGGUGUGGCAACCGGUUCCGGCGCGCUGCUCUUGGCGUACAUGCGUAUGAUGGUGGGUGAUUGCGAUACCGAGUUGUCUGCUGACCCAAACAGAAAUAGACAGGACAUGCAUUGGCCUUUUGGCCACAUCGGAAACACCCUUGCUACUCGUGUUUGGUUCUGCUGA